ACCGGCGUUAAAUUUGGCGUUAAAUUUAAAGUACCUCCUCAGCCUCAGUUAAACCCAGCGUUAGGAGAUUUCUGGCGUUAGCAGCAAAUCCAACAUGGCCGCCAACAUUGCAAUCUUUCCACUUCAGCCACAAAUUCAGGCAAUUCGACAAUAUAAUCGCACUUUUAAUCAUCUUGAGCGCUUUAAUGAUAAGAAACUAUUUAAAAGGUAUCGUUUUGAGUUGGAUGGGAUUGAAUUUAUAUGUGAUUUAGUGAGAGAGGACCUCGAAAGAGCAAGUGGUAGGUCAAUGGCCCUCACAGUGGAAAUACAAGUGCUCCUUGCCUUGCGUUUUUUUGCUUCGGGGGCAUUUUUGGAGGCAAUAGGAGACACCCUUGGUGUAGACAAGGGAUCAGUAUCAAGAGCUGUGCGUGAUGUAAGUGCUGCGUUACACCGCCGGAGGGAUGAAUUUAUAAAAUGGCCAAUCCAAGUCGAAGAGCGGCGUAAAGUACAGAUGGGUUUCUACAACAUCUCAGGCUUCCCAAGAGUACUCGGCUGCAUAGACGGCACCCAUGUGAGGAUUAUAUGCCCAAAUGCGCCACUCUUGCCAGUAGAAGCACCACCACCUCCACCACCACCACCAGCAGAUGAUGAAGAGCAGCUACCACAGCAGGCACAGCCAAUGCCAAAUGCAGCACGGCCAGAGGAAGAUCCACAUGAUGAUGAUCCACAGCAGCCUCAGCAGCAGGGAAGGGUCCCAAACUAUGAAGCGUCAUUCGUUAAUCGCAAGGGCUACCACAGCCUAAACAUCCAGGCAGUCUGUGACCACACUGGAAAGUUCACAAACAUAGUGGCAAAGUGGCCUGGAGCUACCCAUGACAGCUACAUUUUCCGUAACUCAGCCCUCUCCGUCCACAUGGAAGCGAAUAACCCAAGGGGAGAGGACGGGAUGAUGUUAGGAGAUAGUGGCUAUCCUUGCAGGCCAUUCCUCAUCACCCCCUACCCCAACCCUACAACACCUCGUGAGCAGCACUUUAACAAGUCCCUCUGUGGCACAAGAGUUCGCAUUGAACAUGCCUUUGGUGUCCUCAAACGGCGAUUCCAUGUGUUGCAUGGCGAAGUUCGCAUGCAACCUGAACGUGUGGUAAAGAUUGUGUCAGCGUGCACAGUGUUGCACAAUAUUGCAGUCAUGAGGGGAGAACGGGAGCCCCCAGAGGACGAGAGUGACAACAGUGAUCUUGAGAAUAACGACAUUGAUAGCGACAGUGAUAGUGAUGGUGGAGACGAUUAUGAUGGGCCAGAAAAUGGACGACUUUACAGGGAUUACCUGGCAACCAAAUACUUCUAA
Messenger RNA from Lineus longissimus, 1324 nucleotides. Its product is annotated as putative nuclease HARBI1. The transcript has 2 exons. The record is from RefSeq and is a predicted model, not a curated record. Lineage: Eukaryota; Metazoa; Nemertea; Pilidiophora; Heteronemertea; Lineidae. Bases 95 to 1324 code for a protein of 409 amino acids.